UUGUUGUGAUCUAAUAUGGCGGAACGUAGUGUUGUGGCUGCUGAGUGUCUACGUCAGUUCAGUCCAAUAUUAAACUCGCUAUUGGAAUGACAACGCAGUAACAAAAAAACGGUUAACCAUAAUAUUAACAAGUAUUAACGUUUGAUUGCCGCUAUUUAUCAGGCUCCGUAAACCUGUAGUCCACGUGACCGUCAGUGAAAUCGUCAGAGGGUUCGUGUGAAUUUCUUCUUCCCAAUCCAAUCGCAACUUUCGCAUGAACCGAGAGUUUGCUGUUAAUUGCAUUAUUGCACAUAAAUUAAUUGGUAAUCAAUAAAUAAAUGAGUCGAUGAGGAGUUUAUUUUAUCGUUGAGACAUUUGUGGAUGACUUCAGGGGAUAAAUAAAGGACAAAUACGGGGGAGCAAUUUAUUCUCAUCAUUAUUAUGAUGAUUAUUCGUGGUUGAGUGAAAAGGAAAAAAAAAACCGAAAUAAAAAAAAAGUGCCAAACUGAUCUUAAUAUACAUAAAAAGAGAGUUUUUGACAUUUUUAUUAAUAAAUAAAAUAAAUAAUUAAUUGAUAUUGAUUUCCCGCGUGUGGAAGUGAAGACAGAACAAUAUCUCUCAUUCUCUCUCAUUUUCCAUUUCGCAGAGAUGUGUGUGUAGUUACAUAUAUCUAUAUAUACACAUAUAUAUAUACAAAACCUAUAUAUGCAGAUAUAUGUGAUAUAUAUGUCUGUAUUUGUGGCCAAGUCCACAAGAGACUUAUGCAACCUGCGCAUAUAAACAUACUAUUCUUGUAAAUAAACAAGGAAAAGGAGAACAACCCCGAAUGGUUUGAUUCCUGAGAAGGGUGAAGAGAGAAACGUGAGUGAACAAAGUGAAAUAUUAUUGGAGUCCGGUGGUUUUUCUUUCCCUGAUCGAACAUAAUCAGACUACAGAUACAUUUGGUCAACAUCACAGUGAAUUUAGUUGAUCAUUAUCUGGAUUUAUAUCGAAUAAUUUUCAUUACUUAGUAGAGAGACCGGGUAAAGUGCCAUUGAGUGACCGUAAGUGGUGGUGGUGUAUCUUUUGGCCUCGAUGAUAAUUCUGAAACACACUGAAUGUCAAUGUGGAUAUUGUUGCAAUUAUUUUCGAUAUAAUGAUAAUAACAUAAGAUGCACGUAAUAAGAAGAAAGACAGAUUAGUAGUGUUUUUUUUUUCAGUUUACUUAUUUAUCAAUUUUUUAAAUUGUAUUUAUUUUUCCGGAGAAAUAAUGUAUCUGUGUUUGGGUAGAAUGGAUCGUGCGAUUUUUUCAGUCGUUUGAGUGAUUCAAGGACACGAUUCACUGAGGAUUCAUUAAGAGUGGAUAAGGGAAAUUGAUUAAUUUUUUUUAUUGUCGUUGGAAUUAAGAAGGGAAAAAAAAAUGACGGAUACUAGGAGAAGAGUCAAGCUUUAUGCGCUGAAUGCAGAUAGACAGUGGGAUGAUCGUGGCACUGGUCACGUGUCGUCACCUUAUGUUGAUCGACUCAAGGGAAUUUCGUUGCUCGUCAGAGCUGAGAGUGAUGGAUCAGUGCUUUUGGAGAGCAAGAUUCAACCUGAUACUGCCUAUCAGAAGCAACAGGACACCUUAAUAGUCUGGUCAGAAGGUGACAACUUCGAUUUGGCCCUGAGUUUUCAAGAGAAAGCCGGUUGCGACGAAAUUUGGGAGAAAAUUUGUCAGGUCCAGGGGAAGGAUCCGUCCGUAGAAAUAACCCAGGACAUUGUUGAAGAGUCUGAGGAUGAGCGUUUUGAUGACAUGUCAGACUCAGCUCCGCCGAUUGAACUUCCUCCAUGUGAACUUUCACGUCUCGAGGAUAUUAACGAGCUCAUUGGCAAUUGCCUGUCCACACCAGUUCGAAAAGAAAAGCUCGCAAUGGCCCUGGAAUCUGAAGGCUACAUAAAGAAGCUUCUUAAUUUGUUUCACACCUGCGAAGACAUAGAGAAUAUUGAGGGCCUGCAUCAUCUUUACGAUAUCUUCAAAAAUAUAUUUCUCUUGAACAAAAAUGCUCUGUUCGAAGUUAUGUUCUCUGAGGAUGUAAUUUUUGAUGUAGUUGGUUGUCUCGAGUACGAGCCAACUCUCACCCAACCAAAAAGACAUCGGGAGUAUCUUCGUCAAUUAGCGAGGUUCAAACAAGCUAUACCAAUAACAAAUGCAGAAUUAUUGGCUAAAAUUCAUCAAACUUAUCGUGUCCAGUAUAUCCAAGAUGUUGUACUACCAACUCCAAGUGUCUUCGAGGACAAUAUGCUGAGUACACUAAGUAGUUUUAUAUUUUUUAAUAAAGUUGAAAUAGUCACGCUAAUCCAGGACGACGAGAGAUUUCUGACAGAAUUGUUUCGACAAUUGACUGAUGAAUCAACAUCAAUCAGUAAACGACGUGAUCUUGUGUUGUUUCUCAAGGAAUUUUGUAAUUUCUCGCAAAAUUUACAGCCACAGGGCAAGGAGGCAUUUUAUCGUACCCUUACAGCUCUGGGAAUACUUCCUGCCUUGGAGAUAACACUGGCUAUAAAUGAUGCACAAAUUAAGACAGCUAGUAUAGAUAUUCUUACUUAUAUUGUGGAAUAUUCACCGAGUGUUGUUAGAGAUUAUACUCUUCAACAGAUUAAUAAUACUGAGCCUGAUCAGAUGCUGAUUAAUGUCAUUGUGGCACAAUUAGUUGGUGAUAAUGAUCCGGAACUCGGUGGAGCUGUACAACUUGCUGGGGUCCUUCGUUUACUCCUCGAUCCUGAGAACAUGAUGGCCACUGUCAAUAAAACGGAGAAGACUGAUUUUCUCAACUAUUUCUAUAAAAAUACUAUUGUGACGCUCAUCGAACCACUAUUGAGGAACACUGUUGGAGAUAAACCAGUCAGGGAAGACUACAGAACUGUGCAGUUGCUUGGAUUAAUACUCGAACUGCUAUCGUUUUGUGUGGAACAUCACAUGUAUCAGAUUAAGAAUUGCAUUUUUAACAAGGAUCUGCUUAGGAGAAUACUUAUUUUAAUGAAAUCCACACACACGUUUCUAGUAUUAUGUGCGCUGAGGUUCAUGAGAAAGAUUAUUGCGCUUAAGGAUGAAUUUUAUAAUAGGUAUAUUAUUAAGGGGAAUCUUUUUGCUCCUGUGUUUGAUGCUUUUGCGAGGAACAAUGGGCGAUAUAAUCUACUCGACUCAGCAAUUUUGGAGAUGUUUGAAUUCAUCAAAUUGGAGGACAUAAAAUCAUUGUGCUCCCACGUGGUGGAAAACUUUUCGAAAGAGUUGGAGACAAUUGAUUAUGUACAAACUUUUAAAGCAUUGAAGAUAAAAUACGAACAACAUCAAGAUAAACUCAAAGAUCGUGACAGAGCUACGCUAGAAAGCGUACCAUCAAUUUUACGAAAUAGUCGAUAUCGGCGUGAUCAGAGGCAGCUCGAUGAAGACGAGGAGAUGUGGUUUAAUGAAGAAGAGGAUUUUGAUGAGGGCGAGGCAGUUGUACCAGCAGCUGCUGCUGAUUUAGUGCCACCAGCGUCUGCAAAAAAGCAACCGGCGAGUCCAAAUUCUGGACAAAAUCCGAAUCCCAUUCCAGCAGAAUCUAAGGCCCAACAGCAACAAGGCCAGACUGUUCUUAAUAACAACACUCCAAGUAAUAUUUUGGCUACACAACAGUCCCAAGUUAACAACAGUAGUAGUUUAUCUACGGCCAAUGAAUCCUCCAUUUCAUCUGGAAUCAUUAAUGCCUCUACUGAUAGCGUGGAGAAACCUACCACAACUGUUUUCAAAAAGGGAUUGGUGGAUUACGAAGGGGAUUCAGACGAGGAAGACGAUGAUUCAGAGCUCAGCCCAUCGCCAAAGAGGCAGCGACUUUCAUAGUAGACACAAUUGCCUUUUUUCUGAGAAUAUCACCAUUACCAUUAAUUCUCUCAGCAAAACAAAAACUCCCUCAAGCUGAUUCCAGAUUGACUCCACCUGUUUAUUCUUUUUCAUAACCAUUUUUGUACUAUUUUCUCUUUUAUGAUUUUUCUUAUCAACGGUUCAAGGCUGAAUAUACUGCUUCAAACAACAAAAUAUGUUUUGAAUAAUUAAUAUCAAUCAAUCGAGGUGCAGAGCUCGAUUUAUGGACUGAGAACGAACAGGAAGAAUCAUUAUGGUUUUCCCCUCAAUGUAGUUUGUAUAGUAGAAGUCUAAUUGCCUGCCCGUACGAAAUUUUGUACAAUUUAAUUGAGGAAACAAAAAAAAACAAAUCAAUUUUUUUUUAACGAAAAAUAAAAAAUAUAAAGAGAAACCUCAAUAUGAAGCCGCUGCGAAUAUUUGCAGAUGAAAAACGCAUCAAUAGAUUUAACGAGAGUGAAUGAAUUAUAGAAAAGAAAUGAAUCAGAUAUAACAACGUGAUUGUAUGAGUUUGUCACACAAACAAGCAGAUGAGCGAGUUUGAAAAAUUGAUAAGACAACUUUAGACUAUCUUGGCUAAGAUAAAUACUUAUUUAUGCGCAAUCAUACGCCUAUGUUGUGUGAAGCGAAUAGUGAAUUUUUGAAGAGAAAAAAAAAAAGUUAGUAGUCCCAAUUUUUCCGUUUUUAAUGUGUCCUACAAGAUGAAUAAAUUCAUGUUCUAUAAAUUAAAUCGAGUAAGGAUUACAGAAUGAAAUGAAUAAACAUUAUUAAUAUACUUGCACGGCGGCAAUUAUAUAUGAAUUUUUCAUACUAACUAUUGUUUAUUACAGCAACGAAUUCUGGAUGAUGGGAGGGGAGGGAGGGCUUAGGUAGUUUAUUUAUUAUUAUUAUUAUUACUAUUCUUCAUUUCAUUAUGGUGUUGCAUGAAUAAAGGGCUUUGAGAUUGUUUUCGUAAAAAAAAUCAGAAUUCAAUGAUUGGGAAAGAUUUCUUUCUGAUUCAUUAUUGAGGGAAGAGACGAAAAAUUCUGAUUUUUGUCUUGCUAAUCCGUUCAGUCUGGUUUUUACUGGGGAGAUGAUUUUAGAUUUCUGGGCAAGUUUUCUGGAAAUAGCUUGAGACAAUGAUAAUGCAGUUGAGGGAAAAAGUGAGAAGAAUUUUUCGGUGAGACAUGAAUUUAAAGCGAUGAAAAAUCUAGUUUUUUUCUAAUGGAAUGACUCGUUACUGAGGCUAUUCAACCGUAAACAACCGUCGUUGAAUUCACGUCCAAUGUAAAGUUUUUGAUAAGUUCAUUAUUCCGUUAGCACGUAAUUUGACAGUGAACUGACAAAAAAUAUCAAUUUUUAUCAUGCUGUGGGAAAAGUAAGUUUUAAUACGCAUCGCGUGGGUAAAUCAUCCCUUUUCCACAUAUGAUGGAAAAAUCGUUCAAUGCUCGUGAGAAGAGUAGUUUUUGUUAUAGAGCAGGUAUGGUGACAUCUUUCUCUGAAAUAGACAGUCGACGAGAUGAUGGUAAAAUUACCUCAAUUAAAAAGGAUUGAUCGAUUUAAAGUUUUCUUUUUGUCAAAUGAAAAUGUAGAAAACUAUUUUUUGUAGAUGAUGGAAUUAUUAUCUAUAAUAAUUAUCUUAUGAUAUUUUUGUCGUAAAUCACUUUUCAUCGAUACGUCAAUUAGUCUGUAUUUUCGUUUCAAAUACAUCUCUUUCCUUUUAAUUUAUAUUUCAGUGCAUUUUAUGAAAUGAUAACUCCAGCGCGGACUUUCAAUGAAGCAAUCAUGAUAAAACAUAAGGAUUGAAAUGAAUUUUCUAUUCAUCUUUAUCCAUUCAUAAUAACUCAAAGCAUUUCACCCUGUUCUACCAUACGAUCACAUAAAAAAAAAACUAAAUCCAAAAAAUUUCUGAAUCUAAGAAAAAAAAAAUUGAGAUUAUAAUCUUAAAUCGGGAGUGAAAAAUUGUAAGCUAAUGUACAGAUUUUUUAACUGGUUUUAUUACUGUAGGCAUCUGCUGUAAGAAAAUAUCCAAUUCGAAUAAUCACCAACAAGAGAACGAAUUUUAAUGGAGUAACGUAAUAAACGUAACAAGUCAAGUGAAAAAAAAACAUUUUCCUUAAUUAUCCAGUUGAACCAAUCUCAUCGAUAAAAAAGACUUUUGAAUGAAAGUGUUUCGCGACCUUUCAUGUAGUUGAUGAAAUUUUCCGUUAGCAAAUGUCUCUCAACAUUUUUAUCGGAACUGUAAAAUUACUUAGAUAAUGACAUAAUUUACAAAAUUGACAUAAAUCUGCUUGUUAAUUUUUAUCACUUCACUACUGAAUUAGCUAAUAAAGUAUGUACAUAAACAGAAUUUGAAUGAACGAGUGAUAACUCUGAUGACAACGCAAAGACCAGCAUGUAGAGAAGUUAAUUAAUCUUAAUUAAUUGUGAACAUCACUAUAAAAAAAAUCGCAGAAGAGAUAGGCACAAUGAUUUAAUGGAUUAAGGUGGGGAGGGGACAUUUAUGAGUUUCGAAAGUCUUCGAUAGACCCAGAAUCUCAUUGGGAGAAUUUUUAUGUACAAUGAGAUAUUCAAAUCGUUUUUGUUCCAUAUAUCCUCAGACAAUGACCUUAAGGUAUGUAUGGAGCUAAAUAGGUUUGUUUAAUCUUUCUAACUGUCCAACUGGCCAUCGUAAAUAAAAAGCUCCCCAAUGGGUCUUUAUUUCUAUCUAAUGCUUCCAAAAUUUACCGAUGCACUUCUUUAAAUGAAAGUCUAUAAAAAAGAAAAUUGUGGAGAACUAUUGAUUACAUUUAAUCAUCGAAAUCAAUUAAUUUCAUCACAUUGGAAACAAUUCAUCAUCUAGAAAUGGAAAAUAUCUUUCGUCGUAAUUAAUUGUAUAUUCGUGCAAAAUGGCUCAGUAAGUGUUGUAAAAACCUCUCAUUGACAUACUAAUCACGAUAAUAAGAAAAUAAUAUUAACAAAUGAAUAGUAAUGAUGAUGAAUAAAUAUAGUUGUCAUUGACGAUAUGAUACGUAUAUAUAAUAUCUAUUAAUGGAAAAAUUCGGAAGAGUGCAAACGUUUAUAGAAAUAAACAGAGAUUACGUGAAACACAAGCCAAGUAUCAAUGUACAUCAAUAAAGGAUGUUUAUUUUUGUAAAUAAUCAUUAAUUAUCAACUAAUUCCCUGCCUUAAUGGAGAAACAGUAAUAUUCAAUAUUUAUUACUAUUGGAGACUAUGAAAAAAAUUUGAGGGUUUUGGAGAGGAAUGAAUUUCAUGGGCUUGGCCUAACAUAAUUUACAAGAUUAUUUUCUAUAUUGAACAGUGAUUGGACAACACUCUGAAACGUUUCGCACGAACAUCUAACGAUUGAUCAUAAACUUUUGGGCGUUAGAAUGAAUCCAUAGUGAAAUGGAGAAGAUUUUGGACAUUGGUUUAUAAUUUGUUUGAGCGUAUUUUGCAAACUAGGGAAUUGGAGAACAAAUACGUCUUAAAUUGUUCUUUUAGUGAGAAAUUUGAUUUGACAUGUUUUAUCAGCGACUGAACAUUUACUUCAUAAUAUGACUUGUAUGUAUACGAUGUAUUCAAUUUAUUUUUCAUAUUUGAUACUUUGCAUUGGGAUUUAUCAUCUUAAUGACACGAUGUGCAGAUUUAAUUUGCCAAAAAUGGGAAUGGAAACACUGGAAUUUAAAUUUGUAAAUGUUUGAAUUAGUGCGAUGCAUUAUUCAUGUAUAAUUCCGGAUAACAUAACAUCCCUAGAAAUUGGACUCCGGUUGCCGAAUUUUUUCUCCUUAAAUUUUUAAUAUUAUGAAUAAUAUCUCGGAUUUUCAAAUUGAAAAGUCAGAGGCUUGAAUAGGGAGACGUGAGAUUGAGAUUGUACCGAGCAUUUUUGAGGAGAAUUCAAUAUAUCUCGCGUUCCUGGUGGAUUCAUCAUUUAAGAUUUGGCCAACUGUCGAUUGUGUAGUAGUUCAGUAUCUCGAUUCACAUCUCCGCAGGUCUCACUCUCACUCGAGUCUUACUGGAAUGUUAAUCGAGAUCUCAGAUCACAGAUCCGAAUCGACCUCCACACCAUCGAUCUUUGCUUGGAUCUGUGUAGAUCCGAAUCGAACUCCACUCGAAUGUUAAUCACGAUUGUCACAGAUCCGAAUCAAAGGCCACUCGGAGUCAAAUCGAGAUACUGAUCAACUCGAUUUUAUAAUCGAUGAUUAUACACCGAUUAUCACCAGUUUUCAAUCCAUAAAAGAACAGUAUAUUGUUUUUUAAAAACUCGUGCAAGUCCCAUUUUAAUGCCUUGAGCAUUCGUUCCCCGACAAAUAAAUUAGUUCAAUCAUUGAACGAAUUUGAAUUCCAGUGUAUUUAGUUUAAAUGAAAGAUCCGGGGUUUCUCUAGACAAAUUACUGAAAUGAUUGAAUAAUUAGACUGCCAAGAUUUGACAAGUUGCAUAGAUCAAACCAGUCGUUAAAGGGAAUUUGUCAAACAUAAAAAUAUGACGUUAUCCAAUUCCCUUGGAGGGAGCUCACGAGAUUUUGUAUGAAAUGUUUCUCUUCACAUUUUCCCCUAAACCUCACUGGAGUAAACAACUAUUUAAAUUCAUUUUACAGUUGUACUACUCACAUGAAUGAAUGGGUACAAAUUUUUUAAUAUUUCACAAGCGUAAAGCGAGCGAUUUGAAUGAUGAGAAAUGAUAAUUGUAAAACUAUCGUAGAGAAAAGAAAUAUUUGCAUUUUAAUUCCUCAUUUAUUAUUAAUUUGUUAAUUAUAGUAAUGUGAAGUGAAUAAUCAUUUCCGAGAAAAUAAAAACAUUCUUAAGACGUUAAUGAAUGUAUCUAAAUCGCUUUAUUUUAUGUUAGUCCGUGAUAAGUCAAGAAAUACAAUGAUUUUUGUAAAUAUACGACGAAUGAAAAUUUUUGUGGAAAAAUAACGUAAUAAAUAUUAUGAAUUUUUCUUUAUCUUUCGUUUAACUGUAACGAAAGACGAACAUAUGGUUUUCUCAACAAAUCUACUUGUGUUCUAUAUGGAAAACAUGACGAGUGAGUGUUGAUAAUACGAGUGACCAUUUUAUGAGUAAAAGUGUUGUAGAAGUGCGAGAAAAUAUUUAAUUAUAAUAAAUUUAAAUUUAGAAGAAA
Diachasmimorpha longicaudata is the source of this 8915-nucleotide messenger RNA. It is a transcript of the gene flfl, whose product is annotated as serine/threonine-protein phosphatase 4 regulatory subunit 3. Gene Ontology annotation, molecular function: protein phosphatase activator activity. Bases 1379 to 3817 code for a protein of 812 amino acids. Gene Ontology annotation, cellular component: nucleoplasm; protein phosphatase 4 complex. Gene Ontology annotation, biological process: protein dephosphorylation; DNA damage response. The transcript has 5 exons. Lineage: Eukaryota; Metazoa; Arthropoda; Insecta; Hymenoptera; Braconidae. The record is from RefSeq and is a predicted model, not a curated record.